Messenger RNA from Gongylonema pulchrum, 243 nucleotides. The record is from the annotation of a GenBank genome assembly. Lineage: Eukaryota; Metazoa; Nematoda; Chromadorea; Rhabditida; Gongylonematidae.
AUGCUGAUCAUUUACUGGAUGCUCAUGCCAGUUUUCAUUUGGGUUGCUAUUAUACUGUUCAUGUGGAAAAAUUUGCGCUCGCACUGGCGAAGAAUUAUCGUACCACUGGCAGUUGCGAAGCACUGCGAAGCAAGCGGCAAUCUGCUAAAUGCCAAAAACGAGAUUGUGACAAUGCCAGCUUACGACGGUCAGUCAGUUAUUAUCGCUUAUCAAGACUUACCACUGCAUCUGGGCAUAGUUUAA